Messenger RNA from Colletotrichum costaricense, 1941 nucleotides. RefSeq names its product F-box domain-containing protein. The record is from RefSeq and is a predicted model, not a curated record. The transcript is spliced from 3 exons. The coding region runs from base 1 to 1941 and encodes 646 amino acids. Gene Ontology annotation, molecular function: protein binding. Lineage: Eukaryota; Fungi; Ascomycota; Sordariomycetes; Glomerellales; Glomerellaceae.
AUGACUUAUAUCGCAAAUUCUUUGAAUUUACACGACAUAUUCAACUUAAGCCUCGCUUGUAGACAGUUCAGGUACCUCGUGAGCAAUGACGAUAUUUGCCGGGCUGCAUUGGAGACUCAUGCGCCGUACUCAGCUGAUUUCCUAGCUGCCCGCUCCUCGAAGCAAUAUGCUCGCUGCUUGCGGCGACUGGUCAAGCUUCAGGACGCUAUCGCCACUGCCAAGCCAUACACCACAGCUCUGGUCGCUCAUGCAGUUGACUUCAUCUACUGCAAUGGCACGCUUUGCUAUACGGAAAGUUACGAGGUGCUGCGUCUCCUCAACUUGCAUGCCUCGUCGGACUCAGAGGACAUCAUCGAUACCCGAAUGCUGCUACAAUCUGUUCCGGGGGCGAAUUUCGCCAAUAAUAAGUACAAGUUCCGUCCAAUAUACUUCGCCCAUGGAAUAUUAUCUUGUCUUUACAGCCCACCCAAGAACGAAGGUCGAAGUCGCUUGGUUAUCAUCAACGUGGAGAAGAGAACGCUUCUCACAACCCAACGUCUCGAGUCAACCUCUAAGCUAUUUGUGCGUAACAAUCAGGACUACCUCUACUACGGCACUCACUCGGUUACUGGGGAUGAUGGCUUCAAACGAUGGGUCCUACGACGAUUUGAUCUACAGACCAAGCAAUGGAUACCUGGUCACUUGGAUCUCGAAGACCUAGCUGGUUCAGAUAUCGGAGCCACCGUUUGUUUUGAAAUUAUCGAUGGCUAUUUCUAUGGCUUGUCCAGCCUGAACAGUUUCGAAGUAUACGAAACAGACUCGCUAUCAUAUUAUUACGGUUUUCGAUUGCCUGUCGGCAGUACCCAGCCUGGAGACAUGCAGCUGGCGUCGAAAGAAUCUAUGCUGAGACGAGAUCACAAAGACGGGCCGAUAGAUGAUCGAUGGAGUACUUUGCAGCUCGCGAAAGACUUGGUCACGGGAAAUAUUAUGGUGUCAGAAUGCCGAAGAGAAUGGCUUGUCAACGAAUCUUCCAGCGCGAGAACAGCCUACAGAAAGGAACUCGUUUUUGCGACUCCUCCCGUUGACCCUGGUGACAGAGAUACCGAAGCUGACACACACCAAAACCUAGUCUCAUUGGAGAAGAAAGAGGACACAACCUACGCUCACAGGGGCGAUGACGGCUCAACAUUGCCGACUAUAACCCUGAGCCACUGUUUUAUACGUUCUUAUAAUCAGGCUUGCGGAUCAUUCGUUGACCUGGUAAAUGAUCCAGUCGCUACCGAAGCGAUGACGCAAAGACCGCAAAUACGUUCAAUUUCUCGUUUCUCCCAAAGCGGAACCGGCCGGGUUCCGAAAGAGUCACCAGCUGACAGUUCUGCUCAGGUCUCCCACCAGACCCAUGGGCCUAACGAGAUCUCAUCUUGGCCACCAGAGGUUGACGUGAGCCAACGAAAUGUGCACCUUGACGCACUGGAUAACAUACUCUGUCCCAAAGGCCAGAGUACAUUCGGUAACAUCUCGGGGGUAAUGGACGAGCGCUCAUUGGUAUACGCUAUUGGGCAAAGAGGGCCUCAGACCAGACGUCCUUUGGUCUUCAUUUGUUUUGACCCUUCCAUUAAGCUUACCGGACUCGCUCGGUGGCCUGGCGGCCCAACAAGACCACCUUGCAACCACAAAGCGACAGAAGUCGACAAUGCGAGAGAUUCGGGGCCCUAUCCUACGCCGCAGUCCCUGCCGGUGUCUGCUCCUGGUUCGAGAAACUCUUCCUUUAGUGAAGGGUUCAAUCCUGACCCGUCACAAACAUCUGCCAACGUGCAGGAGGGCAUCGGCAGACCAGACGCGCCAUCCUGGAUAAGAAGAGCCUCGGCCGCAUAUUUACAACCCAUAUCUGCUCUUGAGAAUCCUGUUGGUUUCAACUUUGCGUUUUGCAAGGAUCACUCGGUCCCGUGCCGGUGUUGCUGA